Molecule: messenger RNA, 2673 nt
Organism: Triticum turgidum subsp. durum (durum wheat)
Lineage: Eukaryota; Viridiplantae; Streptophyta; Magnoliopsida; Poales; Poaceae
Source: the annotation of a GenBank genome assembly
AUGAGCAAGGAGUCGCCGUGCAACCUCCUGCUGCCGUUCUUGGACAAGAGCCGCCAUUGGACGGCCGAGGAGAUCAAGGCUGGCCUCGAGGGGAGCGACGACGGCGCAAAGGUCGACGCUCUGAAGCGGGCCAUCAUGCUCCACCUCAACGGCGACGGCCACACGAUCCCCCACCUCCUCGUCACCGUCCUCCGCUGCGUCCUCCCCUCCAAGGAACAUACCAUCCAGAGGCUCCUCCUCGUCUACCUCGAGGUCGUGGACAAGCGGGACCAAGCCUCCGGCGAGGUCAUCCCGGAGAUGAUCCUCGUCUCCCACCACCUCCGCAGCAACCUCCAGCACCCCAACGAAUACAUCCGCGGCGUCACGCUGCGGUUCCUCUGCCGGCUCCGCGAGCCGGAGCUCCUCCAGCCGAUGGUGCCCGCCAUUAUCAACAAUCUGAAGCACCCGCACCCUUUCGUCCGCCGACACGCGCUCUCGGCAAUCUCUGCCAUCUUCCGCCUGCCUUGUGGCGAGCAGCUCAUUCCAAACGCGCCUUACCUUGUGGAGCGUGCCCUCGCCAUGGAACAGGACCCGAGCGCACGGAGGAACGCGUUCCUCAUGCUCUGCGACUGCUCGCCAGAUCAUGCCAACGCUUACCUGCUCGGCAAUGCUGCCCGCGUCGCCGAGUGGCCCGUUGCCCUCCAGAUGGCCGCCCUCGAUUUCGUUCGCAAAGCCUACUCUCCUCGCUUCAGAACCACGUACAUUGAGAUCAUCAUGUCCCUCAUCUCGCCAUGGAGCAAAACUGCUGCCGUUGUAGUAUAUGACUGCGCACGCACACUCUUGUCUGUCUCCCGUGCACCGACGUUGAUCCGCGCCGCUGCAGAAGCCUACUUCCGGCUGCUCACCUCAGAGAGUGACAACAAGGUGAGGCUCGUUAUCUUGGACCGCCUGCGCGAGCUGUGCACCGCACACCGUCAAAUCAUGGUCUCUUUUGUCAUGGACAUCCUGCACUCUCUUGCAACCGCUGAUGCUGAUCUGGUUAUCAGAAGUAAGGUUCUGGAUUUUGUACUUGGUUUGCUCACCACACAAAAUGUGGAGAAGGUCGUUUUAUACCUCAAGAAGGAGGUUUUUAAGACAAUGGACAGUGUCCUCGAGAUGGCCUAUGAAUACUACCUGAUGCUGGUGCAGACGAUCCAUGCCUGUGCGGUAGAGUGCCCAGAAGUGGCUGGAUUGGUGAUGCACAUCCUCUUGGAUUUCCUUGUGUAUGGUGGUGACAUUGCUUCAGCUUCGGAUGUCAUUAUGUUUGUGCGUGACGUCAUCGGGACCGAUCCUUUGCUGCGUGUGUCAGUGAUAGAGAGGCUGAUUGUUUUGUUAAGUUUUAUCCAGGAUUCCUUCAUCUGUUCAUGUGUUCUCUGGAUCCUUGGGGAGUACUGGUUUUCGCUAUCUGAGGUCCAGACAGCCAUUUCUACCAUUAUGCAGACACUUGGAGAUCAGCCCUUCAAUGAUGUCUCUGAGAAAAGCGAUGAAUCUAUUUUUGAUUGCGCUCCUACAAGUGGGUUGUUGGAUUGCACGCAUAGUCUCAGACUUCUCAUUAUGUCAGGUGAUUUUCACUUGGCCGCCGCUGUUGCGUGUACGUUGACCAAGCUUGUGCUGAGGCUGGAGGAGGUUGAGCCAUCUAAUAAGGUUGAAGCAAACAAGGCAUCAGCAGAGUCUUUGCUGAUGAUGGUGUCCAUGCUGCAGCUGGGGAACUCCUCUUACCUUCCCCACCCUAUUGACAAUGACUUAUAUGACAGAAUCGUGUUCUGUGUUAGGUUGCUUUGUAGCACUGAUAAUGAUCAUGAAAGGAAGGUUUGGUUGAUGUCAUGCCACCAGAGCUUCACAAAGAUGCUUGAUGAGAAGCAAUCUAGAAAGAAUGAAAAGAUGAAGGUCGACGCACAGAAUGCCCAUGCACAUCCUGAUGAUUCCAUUGAUUUCUACCACCUGAUGAGCAGGAGGGGAAUGGGCCAACUUGAGUUGGAAGAUGAGUUCCGAGAUGAUUUAAAGGCUGCAACUGGUGAACUCAACGAUGCAGAUGAUGCAGAUAAUUUGAACCGCCCUAUUCAAUUGACAGGGUUCAGUGAUCCUUUGUAUGCUGAAGGAUUUGUUACCGUUAAUCAGUACCAUGAUACUGUACUUGAUAUUACAGUCAUAAACCGGACAAAAGAAACAAUGCACAACUUGUGUUUGGAGUUUGCAACAGCAUGUAAAAAUGCAGUACUUGAGCGCUCUGGAAAGUACACUGUGGCUCCCAGCGCAAGCGAGCAAAUCCAGGCUAUGAUCAAGGUUUCUUCAUCAAAUGUUGGAAUUAUAAUUACUCGCAUCGUUUACGAGACUUCAGAUGAAAUGGGGACUUCAGAGGUGAUCCUAAAAGAUAUGAGCAUUAGCAUUGCGGAUUACAUGACACCUGCUACAUGCACUGACGUAGCUUUCCGGAGGAUGUGGGCUGAGUGUCCAUGGAAAGUUAAGUUGAAGGUCAAUACCUUGCUUCAUGAUGAGAAGGCGUUUCUGAAUUUUAUAAUCAAGUCAACAAACAUGAACUGCCUAACACCAUUGUCUGCGCUUGAUGGGGACUGUGGGUUUGUUGCUGCCAAUCUCUACGCCAAGAGUGUGUUUGGCGAGGAUGCUUUGGUGAACAUCAGCAUAGCCCAACUGUAA